Pichia membranifaciens NRRL Y-2026 is the source of this 415-nucleotide messenger RNA. RefSeq lists its product as hypothetical. The record is from RefSeq and is a predicted model, not a curated record. Lineage: Eukaryota; Fungi; Ascomycota; Pichiomycetes; Pichiales; Pichiaceae. Bases 110 to 376 code for a protein of 88 amino acids. The transcript has a single exon.
AAGGAAGGAGUUACAAGGAAAAGGGUAAGAAAGCAAAACAAGAGAGAAGAAGGGGGUUCUGUGCUACAAGGGGUUGGAGAGAACAUAAGCAGCUGGACGGAGAUGGAGGAUGGCACUUUUUAUUUAUAUUAGGGGCCGGAACCUGGGACAUUUGCAGAAGCUUGACGUGCUGGACGCUGAAUCACGAACCACGAGGGAUUUUUGGUUCAGAGAGCCGGCGAGUCACUAUGGCGGGGGCAGAGCGUGCCAGGGCGCCGUGGUGGCAAGGGAAUGCAGCUUCGCCGCUCUCGAAGCGGCAACACACCGGGCGUUCAGCCCUGUGACGAUAAUAAGCCGGACAGCGCUACGCCAGCCUGAAAACGGUUAUCGACGAUAAGCUGCGGGAAAAACGAGCUGGCAAAUGGAAGAGUGAAGA